AAUCAACUCUUUGGAAUUGAAUCUCCCACCGGAGUUUUUUUAUUUGCUAGGAAUAAUGGGCUCACCCAACAGAGAGCAUCACACGGUCUCAGUUUCCACUGUAAUAGUCGCACUUCUAUAUCUCCCAUUGUCCUAUGGGAUCCGCAAGUAGGUCUCAAACAUUUAGACAGGUUAAAAGCGCUGCGGCACGCCAUGACACAAGUGAGAACUUCGAACCAGGCCGUGUUGUCACUUCUGCGCAGGAAAGCGGCAGGGCUGGCACGCAGCAACACAUCUGCUUGCUCCGGCGGGCGAACGUGAAGUUGAGUGGGACGGGUGGGAUGAUGAUGCGCUCAUUGGCUGCAGCUCAGCAUUCUUAUUUGUAACUGUUGGGAUGUAUUAAAGAAACCAUACGCCAAAAGGUACAUGUCGAUUGUUACAACACCAAUCACAGUAAUUAAUUGCGGAAGCAAACGCGUCCUGAGUGGUCCGGUCAGACAAGGCAACGACUUCUCUCGCAGACGGCCGCCAAUCACAAGGAAGAAACCACUGGUGCUGCAAGUCUGGACGGCACAGUGUGGCGGGUUCGAUUCCAACAUCGCGCUCGAGGAGCUGUCGUCGGAGAGAGACGCCAACAGCAGCAGUGAGUGCACGUUGAGUGGCAAGAAGUGCAGCGAGGACUGCACCCGGCUCAUCACCUGCAUCAGCACCGGACAGCACUUCCACUCGGAGUCGGCCGAGUGCGGCGACGGGGAGAAGUGCGACCCCUACGGCAAGCGGUGCUCGUCGUCGCUGCGCGCGUGCCCGCGGUUCAAGUGCGGGGGGCCAGGGGUGUUUCCGGACCUGGUCGACUGCACCAGGUUCCACUUCUGUGACACCGCGGGCCACAACUCGUCGGUCGCCUGCGACGAGGGCUACGCGUACAACGUCACGGCGCAAGAGUGCAACAUCGAGGUCGCCGGCAACCCCGGGGUCUGCGAGACCACGCCGGUCCCCGCAUGCGUUGGCCCCGCCACCUCCGGCGCCCUCGAGUCGAACCCUUCCCUUUACUACGUCUGCGACAGCUCGCAGCAGCCCGUGCUGCACUACUGCCAGGGAAGCCUCCAGUACAACGCGGCCACUCGAGCCUGCGAGGACGCUUCCUUGGCGUGCGCGAUACGCAUCAGCAAAUUCCCGGAUCCCAACAACUGCCAGCGGUAUUACCAGUGCCUGAAGCAAGGUUCAUUUGCCCUCCACCUCGCCUGCCCGUCUGGACAGUACUUCAAUCUCAAUAUGCUUGCCUGUCAGCCUGGCACGUGUAAAGUAUAGACGCAAUAUUUUACGAACAGAGGGAUUAAUUUUCACUAACCUAAAUAUCCAUUUCGGAGCUCUAAUCAGAGGGCCAAAUCCCUGGAGUCUGGCUGAGGUUCCAGUUUUUUUUUAUGCAUGAGUUUUCCCUGAUAGUGGGUACUAUGAAAUUACAAGUCAUCUCCUAAUAGAAUUCAUUAGUAACUUAACUUAAUUUAUGCAAUAUGCACAAACACAUUUACAGUUAUGGCCACUGUAAUUUGUAGUCUUAAGAUAUCUUUCUUUGGGGACUUAAAAUUUGUAAGUUUAGUAAUGGGAAGGGGGGGCCUAUGUCUGUGUCUAUUCAUGUUAGUUCUCGUACGGCCCAGUUUGUAACAGUUCUACAGUUUUAUUAAAUGUUUUGGAAAAGUUAAAUAAUCUAAACUUUCAUUAAAGAACUUAAUGUGUCUUGUGUAACAUUACAGAAAUAUGAAUUUUUUAUAGGUCUGUUAAAUGGUAAGGAUAUAAAAAAAAAUAUAGCAGUAGCAGACUAAACCACUGGAGGAUGCAGACUGUUGUAGUAAGAGAUUGCUGCGAGCUAUAAUACAAAGCUACAAACUUGGGAUGUAUCCUGCAUGCUCCUACCAUCCCUUCCAUUAUUUACCACUCAAAUGAUAGCAGUCACUUUCCUGAAUUUUUGAAGGCAUUCAACUAAUGCAAUCACAGUCAUCCUCUGCCAAGUACAUAAUACAAAAGAAAUAAGAGAAUUUUAUUUUUAUUUUUUAUCUUUUAAAGUAUAUAUGUGACAGGAAUAACUGACAUCCAAGGUAAAAUAAAUAAGUUCUUUUCAUUACCUAAGUGUUACAUGCAUUAGUGUGAACUUUUGAAAACAAAGUUCCUGUAUAUUUACUAACAAAGUUUCCUUUAUUUAUGUCUUCAAACCUUACAAAUGCUCUGAUGAAGAGGAAUAGGCAGCGGGAACGCAGAAACUUUGCUCACGAGGGCUGUACCUUCGGAAACUCUCGCAUCAAAGGGAGUAGCGCGUUUGGAGGAAAAAAGUCAAGAGUGAAAAGUCAAGAGUGAAAAUUCAAGGAAUGUAAAUAUUUCCAUCCAAACAAGUAGGUGCUUGUAUAAGAUAUAGUUUUAGAUUUGAAUUCACAAAAUUAAUAUACAUAAAUCCUUACUUAUGGAUUAACAAAAAAGUUCAUUAUUAACUUUAAGUACCUUCUCAAAAUUAAUUUAUUUGUAAAUUAUAUACAUAUUUAAAAAUGUUUUCGUGAUUUUGAUUUCUAUUUGAAAUGUAUUGUUAUUAAUUCAUCAUUAAUAAAAACAAUAUUAAAAUUAUACCUAUUAAAUUAAUUACUUGCCAAGUUUUAUAAUUUUUCAUUAAAUGCAACAUUCAUUCUAAGUAAACAGAAUUUUCAAAUACUCUCUUUCUAAUUUCAAAUGUUAAAAUGGCUGUAGCAUUUUUACUGGACCUAAUAAGUUGGGUAAAGCUGUGUUUCCAAUUAAAAAAACAUAAACAAGUGUAUAGCAGGCUGUGUGCACGACUAUAAAUGUGAUUUGUACAAAGUCUGUUCACAAUUGAAAUCUUACUGUUAAUUUCAGCAAGUGAUAUGUUGCAAUGUAUUCAACAUUUGUUGGCAGUGUUUUUGAGUAACUGUAUUUACUACCAAAUGAUUAUCCCGAGACAUCUGACCCACAAUUUGUGAGCACAGUUUUUCAACAUAUAAAUAAAUAAGGGUUAUAUAAGAUUUUUUGUCAACCACAA
Bacillus rossius redtenbacheri is the source of this 3016-nucleotide messenger RNA. RefSeq lists its product as uncharacterized. Gene Ontology annotation, molecular function: chitin binding. NCBI's taxonomy places the organism in Eukaryota, Metazoa, Arthropoda, Insecta, Phasmatodea, Bacillidae. Gene Ontology annotation, cellular component: extracellular region. The record is from RefSeq and is a predicted model, not a curated record. The coding region runs from base 406 to 1287 and encodes 293 amino acids. The transcript has 3 exons.